Molecule: messenger RNA, 2215 nt
Organism: Lacerta agilis (Sand lizard)
Lineage: Eukaryota; Metazoa; Chordata; Lepidosauria; Squamata; Lacertidae
Gene: DUSP22
Product: dual specificity phosphatase 22
Exons: 7
Coding region: 397-1023 (208 amino acids)
Biological process (GO): protein dephosphorylation; transforming growth factor beta receptor signaling pathway; positive regulation of JNK cascade
Cellular component (GO): cytosol
Molecular function (GO): protein tyrosine/serine/threonine phosphatase activity
Source: RefSeq, a predicted model, not a curated record
GAUUUUAACCGCACGUGGGAGUGGUUGAAGGCAAGGAGGGCCGGAGCGAUACGCAAUUCCUGGCAAGGGCGAGCUCGCAACUAGUUCAAGCUGAGCUGCUUCUCCGAUUCCAGCCGAGUCCAGGGGCGGCCGGGCGGAAAAACCUCCGAUCAUAAGACGCCUAGGAGGAAAGUCCCGGGCUCGCAGACAGUUUUUGCGGGCGGGGUGGGGGAGAUGCUGGCAGGCUGCGCAGCAAAAUAACAACAUAACCACCCCGUUUACCCAGUUUCCCAUUCACAACGGAGUAAAUACUUCCUCCUCUGCCCAUCGCGCAUUUUUAUUUUAUUUUAUUUGCAGCGUCCCACCAAUUGGGCUGCUUCCAGUCUCUGGUGCUAAAGUUUCAAACCGCUUAGAGCCAUGGGGAAUGGGAUGAACAAGAUUCUUCCUGGCUUGUUCCUUGGAAAUUUUAAAGAUGCUCGUGACACCGAACAGCUGAAAAAGAACAACAUAACACACAUUCUUUCGAUCCAUGACAGCGCCAGGCCCAUGCUGGAGGGAGUGAAGUAUCUGUGUAUUCCUGCUGCAGAUUCGCCCUCACAGAAUUUGGUCAGACACUUCAAAGAAAGCAUUGAAUUUAUCCAUGAAUGCCGACUUGGAGGUCACAGCUGCCUUGUUCACUGCCUUGCCGGCGUUUCCAGGAGUGCCACCUUGGUUGUGGCCUACAUAAUGACAAUCACUGAUCUCGGCUGGGAGGACGCCCUGUCGGUGGUGCGAGCGUCGAGAUCAUGCGUCAACCCAAACGCAGGCUUCCAACGGCAGCUGGAAGAGUUUGAGAAAACUGAGCUUGCUCACGUCAGAGAGUGGCUCAGGGCUGAGUAUGGAGAAAGCCCAUUGCAAGACAAGCAAGAAGCCCAAGAUCUUCUGCAGAAGUUCAAGGCACAUGCAGCAGCAGCAGCAGCAGCAGCUCAGUCAAGUACUUCUGGAAGGCAGUGGAAUGAUAGAUUUUCAUCGGUAGCUUCCUGGUCAAUGCCUGCUCCUCAGUAGCAGCAGCUAACACACGAAUGCAUUGCUUUUCUGUGGCUUCGUUUGGACAACAUGAUAAAUCAUCAUGGUGGGAAUGAACCUAGGUAUGUCUUGGACUCACACGUUUCCCCUCCUCUCCUCCCCGCACAACCACAAAGAGAAUCGAGGUUUUAGAUUAACCACAGUUUAGCUUGUGUCUGAACCCUAAAUUGUGGCUCAUCAUAACUACGGCUUGUUGAAACAAGACAGCUUCGUAAACCAUGGCUUGACAUUGGAUUGUUUCAGAAAACCAUAGUUAAGAUUAACUAUGUCCAACCAUUGACAUAGAUUUGCCUAAAUUUAGAGGACACAACAAACGGUAGUUAAUCAAAAACAGAAGUAAAAAAACAAACACUUGUGGCUGUGCUAGAGAGGGGAGGGAGGAAGCACAUGAACCCAAGGCCCUCCUAGACUCAUUUCCAUCACAGUAAACCAUAGUUUGAUCAUGAUGUCUGAAUGCAGCCAGGCACUAGGGAGGGCACCUGUUAUGCCCUCCUGCACAUGCACAAAGAGGGCUUGUUUUGUAUGUAAUGGCUCCAUGAUGAGAUGUCUUACGUUUUCUUAGUAAGCAUAUCUCUUGAGAUAUGAGGAGCAGAACUCCAGAAUUCCCAACUUGGCACCACACUUGCAGGUUGACAUUGGCUUCCAUUAUGUGGGCACCAAGCCCCACUUUCUCUUCCAGUGGCUGUGUAAAGAGGAUGCCACGUUCUAACUGUCGAGAUGCCAAAUUGUUUUCUAUGUAUCCCUCGCGUUUUCUUCAGGUUGUCUGUAUUACCAGGGUUUGGCACAGUUGCACUUUUCAAAGUUUCUGGUUCUUUCGGCACAUAAUGCUCUAAAUAAGGGCAGUGCAUUUCAUGGAGGCCUUUGUGCUCACCUUGAGCUCUGGUUUUGCUGCAGGAAGCCCCUUGGCUGAAGAGGCAAGCCAUUUUCCAAUGUAAAAAAACCAGCUGCUCUCUUCAGCGACAGGGAAAUGCUGCAGUCCCAUCAGGGGACAAAGCUCUGGUUGUGUGCAUGGUUGUCUCUUCUUGUGUAUAUCCCUUCUUAAAUUAUCUUGGAAUGUAUGGCUAAUAAAGUUAUAUAUUUUGCUCUAGAGUGAAGCAGAAGUAUCACAAAUAACCUCAUCAGUAUUUAUUGUUAAUGCUUUCAUCUCAGAGAAGUUGUUCGCUCAAAAUAU